CUCUUUCAACAUGGUGUCUGAAACUUCCACCACCUCCCAGACCGUUACCACCAACUCGGGCGCCUCGGUGCACUUGGGAGGCUACGCGCUGCGCGGAGGCCCCGCCGCCCUGGCGCUGGAGCCUGGCUUUGUGCUGAACGUGGCGCCGCUGAUGGAGGCCGCCGUGACAUCGACGUAUGAUGCGUUUGUGCUGCGCUCCCUGGUCAACAACUAUGGCUCCCACUACAUCCGCACCGUGUGGUACGGCGGCAUCGCCUCGGUCACCAACCAGAUGACCUCCUCCUCCCUCUCCUCCCUCUCCUCCAUCGGCGUCUCCGUCUCCAUCGCCGCACAGGCCUCCAUGAUCCAG
Chlorella variabilis is the source of this 349-nucleotide messenger RNA. RefSeq names its product expressed protein. The transcript is spliced from 3 exons. The record is from RefSeq and is a predicted model, not a curated record. The annotation marks the transcript as partial. Lineage: Eukaryota; Viridiplantae; Chlorophyta; Trebouxiophyceae; Chlorellales; Chlorellaceae.